ACUUAAUGUUUGUCUCCCAUAAUAAUAUGUAUUCACAGACUGCAAUGUGCGUGGCGUUGUUCGCCUGCCUGGCAACACCGUUGCCUCAGAGUAAAGAAGCUGGCAAGAUCUUCGAGACCAGCGAUGUGUUACAGCCCCAGGCAAGAAUACUUAAAAAAUCCGAGGGAAUAAUCUCCACCGUCCUCGACAUCAUACCCAAGAUAUCUCACUUCUCUGGCCUGGGAGGGAAUCAGACCUCCAACAAUCUAAAUCGUGGCCAGGGGAAUAUAGUAGGGCUUUUACGUUCAGUUCGUCCAGUUUUACGGGCCAGUGCAAACUUUCGGGGCUUCAAGGUUAACAGGGAUCACAUUGCCAGCCUGGAUGCUGCUGAGGCUAUUACUCCCUCCAUAUUCACUUUCCUGGACAAACUGAGAUCUCUUAAUGCCACACUAGAAUAGUAUCAGUAACUUAACAAUAUAUACUAAUUAUACCUAUACACUGGUAAUAACUAUCAUAUAUUAAAUUAUUUUUUUCACCAGUU
This is a messenger RNA of Homarus americanus (American lobster), 520 nucleotides long. RefSeq lists its product as uncharacterized. The coding region runs from base 6 to 437 and encodes 143 amino acids. The transcript is spliced from 2 exons. The record is from RefSeq and is a predicted model, not a curated record. NCBI's taxonomy places the organism in Eukaryota, Metazoa, Arthropoda, Malacostraca, Decapoda, Nephropidae.